GCGUAUGCACAUGCAUGUUUUCUCUAAAAUGGCUUGAUGGCUGGUUCAUUGCAAAUAUCUGAAUUGCUCCCGCAUAUGAUGAUCACGAAGGAGGAUUCAAUUAGGUGGGUUAUUAAUGCCUAACAAAUACAUCCUCUUUCUUAUCAGAUAGGGAUUGUAUGGUUCUUGUACAUAGACAAUUGCUAGGUUUUGUGAAAUUGCAGAUAAGCUUUGUUUCUCUUUUGUUGAUAUUCUUGUAGAGAUCUGAUUAGGUUAUGGAAAAUGGUUGCUGGAAACACCAUAACAUGAUUAUGUUUUAGUAGCUGAAGAUAUUAGUUGAGGCAGAUUGAUCAUCAAUGGCCUACUACAGCUCCUGCUAUGAUGAUGAAUAUCAGAGUGAGUACUAUAACGACGCAGUUCAUUGUCUCGUAUAAAGUCUCCGAGUUUAACGAGACUGAGUUCGAAGAAUACGAUCCAACUGCUUUUGGUGGUGGCUACGAUCCUGCUGCAACUUACGGAAAACCUCUUCCUCCCUCGGACAAAAUUUGUUACCCUAGUUCAACACCGGAUCCGAAUGCCUUAUCAUUAAUGGUGUCUCCUAUGGAUCGAUUACAGCACCUUACGGAAAAGAUGAAGUCAAUGAACCUGCUCCGAAACCUCGAAGUGAAAGGAAACCGCCAAGGCUUCCUGCUAUUGAAGCAGCGCCGCUGUCCCUUGAACAUGGCAAUGGCAAAGGAAAUUCCCAAGAGAAGUCUCUAGUCUUGCAUAGAGGUGAAGAAAGUGAGGAAAACGAAGAAAACGAGGCUGAUCAUCACGAUUCUUUGCCUGGCUAUGAUGCUAGCUGGAUAUUGCAAUGGAUCAAGUGGAGAACUUGGUUAUGAGUAUGGCCAGGGAGUGCUCAAAUUCCAUCAGGAUAUGGCUUGGAAGCAAUGGACCUUUGUGAAACUUAUUUGGUUACUGGCCUUGUCUUUCUAGGCAUGCUAGGAAUAACAAUGAUCGUCAACAAGCAACUGAUUGUGGAAGUUAUGGGAACCAAGGAAGGGGACUGCUGGUUAUCCAUUUGGAAGCUGAUCAAAUCCUUAUGCUGAAAGAAGGGAUACAGGCAGCAGCUAUGGGAAUGCUAUCUAUGUCCAUGGGAGGCAUUAUCAAUAGGAAAUUCUCUAUUAACAGGUCAAGUAUGUUGAGGAUUGAUGGUCAGCUUGAGCAUGUUGCGCGGUCAUUUGUGCAUCUUCUUGAAUAAUUCAUCCAUUUAUUCCAGCCAAAA
Molecule: messenger RNA, 1243 nt
Organism: Populus nigra (black poplar)
Lineage: Eukaryota; Viridiplantae; Streptophyta; Magnoliopsida; Malpighiales; Salicaceae
Exons: 2
Coding region: 358-738 (126 amino acids)
Molecular function (GO): phosphatidic acid binding
Source: RefSeq, a predicted model, not a curated record